This is a messenger RNA of Dentiscutata erythropus, 912 nucleotides long. The record is from the annotation of a GenBank genome assembly. Lineage: Eukaryota; Fungi; Glomeromycota; Glomeromycetes; Diversisporales; Gigasporaceae.
AUGGCCUUUUGUGAAAUUGUUGUAAAAAAUCAAUUAGAAUUCUUUCAACCAUAUUUGAAACCUUUUACUAUACAACAACAUCAAGAAUUUCCGACAGAAUUUCCGAACAAGGUUUUAAAUUUAGACCUUAAAGUUGAAUUAAAAGAUAAUAUUGUUCCUAUUCAAAGUUCUAUACAAAAUUUUAUUUGGACAGAAGAUGAUGUUUUUACAUUUGACCAAUAUUUGCGACGCCGAGUUAUACAUUUGGAAAGAAUGAUCAAUGACUUAGACAAUAAUACGAAUAAAUAUAUUUCUCUUGCAAAAUAUAAAAGCGAAACAGACAAAAAUAAUGACCGAAUAAAGUAUUCUGAAUUGAACGAAGUGAAAAUAAAUGAGAAUGUUGCUGAAAAUGAAAUUACAUUAACAGAACCAUCAUAUUUGAAAUCUUUGAUGAAUGAGAUUCAAAAUAAAAUCGAUCUAAAAAUUAAUUUGUUACAAGCACAUCUUUUAGAAAUACUUGAGAAGCAAGUAUUUAAAAAGAAUAGAAAUAAAAUUGACAUAAAAAUCAAUUCAUUGGAAAAAAAAAUUCAAGCGCAUGAGAUUCAAAAUAAAGUCUUCUGCUUAAAUUUAUUUAAAGAGAUCCAAAGUGAAAUUGACAAAAAAAUCAAUUUACUGGUUCAAGGAUUACAAGCACAAGAAAUUCAAGAUGAAAUCAACACAAAUCUAGUAAUUAAAGAGAUUCAAAAUGAAAUUGAUUUAAUAAUCAAUACAUUAAAUCAAAAAUUAUCUGCGAACGUUUUAGUAAAGCACGAAUUUAGCAAAUUGAACAAGAAAAUUCAAGUUAUCGAACAAAAUAUUGAACAAGAACUUCACAACCUAAAAAAUUAUAUAGUGUUUACGUUAAUAGAAAUAAUUCUGAAUAAGUCAAAAUGA